CCCUCUGAUUGAAGAAACCAGCCCCAUCGGCACUCCUGCCAUCGAGAGCCCCCUCUCUCCCUCCGCCUUCAUCGACUCCAUCUUGCAGGAUGAGAAACCCAGGGGCAUCAUGGCCGCAGCUCCUCUUGCCGACAGUGGCGGCAGCAGCACAGCCGCUGAAUAGGCCCAGUCCCCCGAAAAGUGCCUCAGCGUCGCCUGCCUGGACAAGAACGAGCUGAACGAGCACUUGGACACCAUCGACUCCAGCUUGGAUAACCUUCAGACCAUGCUGAGCACCCACGGCUUCAGCGUGGACACCAGCGCCUUGCUGGACCUCUUCAGUCCUUCAGCGACAGAUUUGAACUUGCCAGAUCUGGACAGCAGCUUGGCCAGUAUCCAAGACCUCCUCUCCUGCCAGGAGCAGCAGAAGCCGGCAGAAGUGGAAGACUCUGCAGCAGACACAGGCAAGCAGCUGGUCCACUACACAGCGCAGCCCCUCUUCCUGGUUGACUCGAGCUCCAUGGACAUGGCCAACACGGAAAUGCCCAUCUUCUUUGAGCUGGACGAAGGACCCUGCUUCACGGAGGACGAGUACUUGGAGGACCCCACCAUCGCCCUCCUCUCGGGGGCGGAGACGCCCAAGCCCAAGGACCCCUCC
Messenger RNA from Podarcis lilfordi (Lilford's wall lizard), 637 nucleotides. The record is from the annotation of a GenBank genome assembly. Lineage: Eukaryota; Metazoa; Chordata; Lepidosauria; Squamata; Lacertidae.